AUGAAGCUUCCAACAUUUUUAUCCGUCUUUUUUUAUUUGGCACUUUUACUGUCAAUCGCAGAAGCGGCCCCCAUUUUUGGUCUUUGGGGUAGCGAACCUGUACUAGAUGUUUAUGACAAUGGAGUUGAGCAUGCUACGUUCACUCUUGCCGAUGCGCCAAAAUCGGAGCAGAAUACCGGCUCUUUGUUGUCUCGAUUCCCGAUUUUCGACACGCUCCUCCCGUGGGGAAUUACCAAAACAGAGACCGACGACAUGAUGAGCAUUUAUACUGCGCUUUCCGAACCUGAAAAGGAAAUAUUCGUCAAUACUGUUCAUGAGCAAGUCGAGAAGUCAGGCGGGAAGGCUAAGUUUAGUUGGAAAAGUUUCUUCAAGCGCUUCUGGAGUUGGGCAAGUGGGCUGUUCAGCUCGUGGGGUAAGAAAAAAGAUAAGGUUGUUUGA
This is a messenger RNA of Morchella sextelata, 438 nucleotides long. RefSeq lists its product as uncharacterized. The transcript has 3 exons. NCBI's taxonomy places the organism in Eukaryota, Fungi, Ascomycota, Pezizomycetes, Pezizales, Morchellaceae. The coding region runs from base 1 to 438 and encodes 145 amino acids. The record is from RefSeq and is a predicted model, not a curated record.